Messenger RNA from Effrenium voratum, 1661 nucleotides. Lineage: Eukaryota; Dinophyceae; Suessiales; Symbiodiniaceae. The record is from the annotation of a GenBank genome assembly.
GCGGAGAGUUGGACGGGGGGUCCUUUUGUUUCCUUUUCCAGGGAUCAAGAAAAACGCUCAGCGCGUGCCUCGCAGUCACGUGGCUCAAACCGGGCGCCUUACUUGCCCACAUUUACAUUCUCGCCCGCUUCUGCUCAACGUACCGGUCUCCAUGCGCGCCGUCCUGUCGCUGGUGACGGCGGUCGCCGCGACCUCCGAGUUGCCGCGCAUCAACCUCAAUGCGAAGUCCAUGCUCGAGGGCAAGUGGUGGGCGCAGGUGGGGGACCACGUGGUGCACACCCCACACGCCAAAACCGGGCUGAGCUCCAACGUCGGGGAUUACUACUACGCAUAUGGCUCCCACGCGGCGCUGAGCCAGGAGCUCCAGGAGAAGCGGGUGGCCGGCGCCGGGCGGGUGCACAUCUUCCACCUGCCCGAGGGCAAGGACGCGCUGUCCACCGCCCUGCCGAAGGUGUCCCACCGCCGGGACUCCGUGAGCGCUUUAGUGCAGCUGAGUCACAAGGUGGUUCUGUCAGAUGCCAAAUUGUUUCCGGACUUCAACUUGCCGGAGGACUACGCAUCCGGCCUUAGUGCGAGCGGGCAGCAGAAGGAGAAGCAGGUGACAGACUCCAUCACCUCCAGCGCUUUGAUGCAGAAGCUCAAGGAGCUUACGGAGCUGGGAGAUGGCAGCACACACACUAGGAGUUACUCCAACCCAAAGGCAACUGCCAAUGCAGUGAGCUUUUUGGAGAAGGAGUUUCAGGAGAUGGGCUACCGCACCUGCCGCCAGACCUUCGGGGACCAGGCGGAUGUGGUGGCCUUUCUGCCGGGCAGUGACGCCGACAGUGGCAGCGUCACCGUCGGAGCGCACUACGACUCCAGACCCUUUGAGGGCCUGGCGCCUGGCGCGGUGGACAACGGCAGUGGAGCCACCGCUGUCUUGGAAAUUGCCAAGGCCUUUGCUGCCGCCGGCGUGAGGCCCAAGAAGACCAUCAUGUUCGUUUGCUUCGCGGCGGAAGAGCCGGGCUUGCUGGGCUCCGCGGAGUUUGCCAAGCGGCUGAGCUCCGCAGCUGCAUCGAGCUUUGUGCAGGAUGGCAUGAAUGCCUCUUCCCAGCUGGUGUCAAGGAUGUGUGGCAGCGAUUCGGGGUCCCUCGCCUUCAUGCAGGCGCAGUCCUCGGCUGCCACGAUGAGGCGCCGGUCCAGGCACGAGAAGCACGAGGCGCUGGUGAUGGACGAGGUCGCCUGGAAGAGCCCCAACAUCGACGACUCCCUGGGCGCGGUGGUGAACCUGGAGUCCUACGACUGGGCCACGGAGCCUUUGAAGCACCUGGCCGGCGCCUCCCGCGCAGCCAACGGGGAGAGGCUGAAGGUGACGCACAGCAGCAACCCCUUCGGCUCCGACCACAUGAGCUUUCUGGAGAAGGGCAUGCAGAGUGUCCUGUCCAUCCAUGGGGAUGAUGAGAAUUAUCCCCACUACCACCAGUCCUCGGACGCCAUGGACCAGGUGAACUCAGAGCUCUACACCAUGAUCGCCAAGAUGAACGCAGGAGCAGCCAUCCGCUUGGCGGGGCACGCAUGAGCGAGCGUAGCCAGAAUAUCUUCGUCUCACCAUUGUGAAACGCGAGCGCGGAGGCUUCCCAGUUUCUGCCGCUCGAACCAGUCAAAGGGUCAAGAAAGUUGCA